AUGAACACAGUCAAAUCAGUAUACUACGGCUGGGCAACCCUAAUAGUCGCAGGCGGCGGCGCCUACUUCUUCGCCAAACGCAGCAUAAACGCAGACCGCGCCGCAAAAGCCGAAGCCGACCGCCAAAAACGCAUCCGCCUCUACGAACUCGAGCACGGCUUACAAAACUCCGCUCCUACCACCACACCGCUGAACCCGACCGCGAAACCAGGAUCCACACAGGCGGCGCCGCAGAGCGUGACGAGCGAGGUGGGCAGGCUGAGAGCGGAGGGAGGAGGGAAUGGGGGUAUGGGCGGCGAGGGCAACCCCAGUAUGCAGGCGAGUCAGGAUCCGGCGCCGACGAGACAUGCGCCUGAGAGUGAGGGGCAGAGGGUGGGCGAGAAGAGCAAGUAUGAGGCUCCGGAGGUGUAUCGGAGUCGGAAGGGGGAUCGGUUCUCAUGA
Molecule: messenger RNA, 441 nt
Organism: Alternaria incomplexa
Lineage: Eukaryota; Fungi; Ascomycota; Dothideomycetes; Pleosporales; Pleosporaceae
Exons: 3
Coding region: 1-441 (146 amino acids)
Source: RefSeq, a predicted model, not a curated record